Messenger RNA from Budorcas taxicolor (takin), 1554 nucleotides. RefSeq names its product dopachrome tautomerase (gene DCT). Gene Ontology annotation, biological process: positive regulation of neuroblast proliferation; ventricular zone neuroblast division; developmental pigmentation. Gene Ontology annotation, molecular function: oxidoreductase activity; dopachrome isomerase activity. Gene Ontology annotation, cellular component: melanosome. Lineage: Eukaryota; Metazoa; Chordata; Mammalia; Artiodactyla; Bovidae. The record is from RefSeq and is a predicted model, not a curated record. The coding region runs from base 1 to 1554 and encodes 517 amino acids. The transcript has 8 exons.
AUGAGCCCCCUUGGGUGGGGGCUUCUGCUUGGCUGUCUGGGCUGUGCGCUCCCGUCUGGGGCCCGGGCGCAGUUUCCCCGGGUCUGCAUGACGGUGGGCAGCCUGCGGGCCAAGGAAUGCUGCCCGCCGCUGGGCGCCGACCCCGCCAACGUCUGCGGCUCUCAGGAGGGCCGGGGCCAGUGCGCGGAGGUGCAGACCGACACCAGGCCCUGGAGCGGUCCUUACGUCCUGCGCAACCAGGACGACCGCGAGCGAUGGCCCCGGAAGUUCUUCGACCGGACCUGCAGGUGCACAGGAAACUUCUCCGGCUAUAACUGUGGAGACUGCAGGUUUGGCUGGACCGGCCCCAGAUGCGAUCAGAAGAAACCAUUGGUUGUCCGGCAAGAUGUCCAUUCCUUGACCCCUCAAGAGAGGGAGCAAUUCUUGGGCGCCUUAGACCUCGCAAAGUACACUCCACACCCCGACUACGUGAUCACCACGCAACACUGGCUGGGCCUCCUGGGGCCCAAUGGGACCCAACCACAGAUCGCCAACUGCAGCAUUUACGAUUUCUUUGUGUGGCUCCAUUAUUAUUCCGUCAGAGAUACAUUAUUAGGACCAGGGCGCCCAUACAAGGCUAUAGAUUUCUCACACCAAGGACCUGCCUUUGUUACCUGGCACCGGUACCACUUGUUAUGGCUGGAAAGGGAUCUCCAGCGCCUUACUGGCAACGAGUCCUUCGCUUUGCCCUACUGGAACUUUGCCACCGGCAGGAACGAGUGUGACGUGUGCACAGACCAGCUGCUUGGGGCAGCAAGGCAAGACGAUCCGACUCUGAUUAGUCAGAACUCUCGAUUCUCCAGCUGGGAGAUUGUCUGUGACAGCUUGAAUGACUACAAUCGCCGAGUCACCUUGUGUAAUGGAACCUAUGAAGGUUUGUUGAAAAGAAAUCAAAUGGGAAGAAACAGUGAGAAAUUGCCAACUUUAAAAGACAUACAAAAUUGCCUGUCUCUCAAUAAGUUUGACAGUCCUCCGUUCUUCCAGAACUCUACCCUCAGCUUCAGGAAUGCCCUGGAAGGGUUUGGCAAAGCAGAUGGGACCCUGGACUCUCAAGUGAUGCGUCUUCAUAACCUGGUUCAUUCCUUCCUGAAUGGGACAAGCGCUUUGCCGCAUUCUGCUGCCAAUGAUCCUGUUUUUGUGGUCCUUCAUUCCUUCACCGAUGCCAUUUUUGAUGAGUGGAUGAAAAGAUUCAAUCCCCCUGUGGAUGCCUGGCCUCAGGAGCUGGCACCCAUUGGUCACAAUCGGAUGUAUAACAUGGUUCCUUUCUUCCCUCCAGUGACUAAUGAGGAACUCUUUUUAACCGCAGACCAACUUGGCUACAGUUAUGCUAUUGAUCUGCCAGUUGAAGGAACUCCAGAUUGGACCACAGUGCUCUCAGUGGUUACAGGGAUGCUCACGGUUUUGGCUGUCCUUUUCGCGUUGCUGCUUUUCCUUCAAUAUAGACGACUUCGAAAAGGGUAUACACCCUUAACGGAGACACAGCUAAGCAACAAAAGAUACACCGAAGAAGCCUAG